CCUUCUCCCUUCUCUCACAACACAUAAUUUGUUUUUUCUCUAAGCACAUUUUUGAAUUUCUUAAGGUUUUUGCCCCUACCAUAUCCCAUUUUCUUUCUAUAGCUAACUAGAUAUAUUUUUAUAUAGAGCUAAAAUGGGUGAUAACAGUGGGGAUCUAGGUGCAGUUGUAAGAAACUGCAACAUUAAUAGACUUAACAACGUUGUAGUUCCUAGUUUAGGCAUAAAGUCUCAGACUUUUGAAAAUGAUGUUGAUUGGAAUUUUUUUGACAAUCUUUUAGAUGAUGACCGUGAUGGCAUACCUUUCAAAGGAUUAGCUGAAUUUAUUUCUAGGGAUUUGCCAACUGCUCACGAGCAAAAACCAGAUGAUCAAUCUUCUUCAAUCAUCAACCCCACAACUCCCAAUCCUAUUCAGCCAGCUCAGUUUAGCAAACCAAUAAUUCGUCUUCCCCCUCCUUCACCACCACUAGCAUUGCGUGUGCCAGUAGCAACGAUACCGUGUGUGCCAGCAGCAACCCCAUAUCAAUUGAUUAAUCCACAGCAACAAGUCGUGAUGCAUGCUAAAGUUCAUCCUACUUUUACUGUGCCCAGUAGAAAUGCUCUGAUCCAGACUCGUAGAAGGUAGUAUUCCCUCCUUCUCAUCAUUUUAUGUGAAAUAAAUUUUAAGAUCAAAUGAGUCACCUUGGCAUCACAGGAAAAAUCAGUCGGAAAAGAUAGUAAUCUAUGAAUUGAGACAAGAAGAACUUGUGGAUGAUACAUGGGCAUGGCGUAAGUACGGUCAAAAGACAAUAAGAACUUCUCCAUUCCCGAGGAACUAUUAUAGGUGUAGUACCUCAAAAAGCUGCAGAGCAAAGAAGCACAUUGAGAGAAGCCCAAAGGCUGAAAAACUUUUCAUCGUGGCCUAUUCUGGUGAACACAACCAUUCUCCGCCGCCCACUACCGAUCAUAGUUAUCUCUCUGGGCGCUGGACCCGCGGUGCCAAAUCUAAGCUUCCAAAAGGCAUAAAUAUUGUGCCUAGAGCAUUAAAUUUAAAUUCAUCCUCCUCUAAUCGCUCUCGACGAUGUUCAAAUGUCUCUCCAAUUAGCUUACCUACUCCUACACUUGAAAUCAAGAGUGCAUCCGCAAAUAAAAACGAAAUGGUGUUGGCGGAGAGAAGAGGUGACGAAGAGGAUAUAGUUGUUUUGAUUCCUAACAAAUUAGCGAGUGAAGAUAUUAUCAGGAACUUUGAAGAACUCAAAGGAAUUACUUGUAACAAAUGUGCCAGCUCCAUAAUGGGAUAAAAGGGACAGAGGGAACUGAGGAUAUUCAUAUAUCAUUUUUUUUUCCCUCCACCAAUUUUAUCAAACUAUUUGCUUUUGUUUUUCUGGUGUUGCUUCUAUUUUAGCUUUACUGCUUGCGACAGUUGUGUAGUUUUCAUCAGUUUAACGAUGUACAUCGUAGAAAAUGGUUUCUCUUGCUAGCUAGCUAGCAAGAUGUGGACCAUUUUCAGUUAUGCUAUUCUCCAAUGUGGCAAU
This is a messenger RNA of Lycium ferocissimum, 1511 nucleotides long. RefSeq lists its product as uncharacterized. The record is from RefSeq and is a predicted model, not a curated record. The transcript has 2 exons. The coding region runs from base 134 to 622 and encodes 162 amino acids. Lineage: Eukaryota; Viridiplantae; Streptophyta; Magnoliopsida; Solanales; Solanaceae.